Molecule: messenger RNA, 4814 nt
Organism: Gambusia affinis (western mosquitofish)
Lineage: Eukaryota; Metazoa; Chordata; Actinopteri; Cyprinodontiformes; Poeciliidae
Gene: sema3c
Product: sema domain, immunoglobulin domain (Ig), short basic domain, secreted, (semaphorin) 3C
Exons: 22
Coding region: 719-3208 (829 amino acids)
Biological process (GO): positive regulation of cell migration; semaphorin-plexin signaling pathway; negative regulation of axon extension involved in axon guidance
Molecular function (GO): chemorepellent activity; semaphorin receptor binding
Source: RefSeq, a predicted model, not a curated record
GCACAUGCUAGCAGCAGACACGACGGGGAAAUUUCUUGAAAACAUUUAAAUUGAGAGUUAUUGAUGUAAGCUUCCAGUUUUGUUUUAGUUUUGUUUGUUUGUUUUUUUAAAUUGUGGCUGCGGCUUAUAGUAUGGUGCGCUGUACAGUCCGGAAAAUACGUACAUAAACUCCAACAAUGUUUGUGGCUGUUAUGUAGCAAACUUUUAAAAUCAGUUCAGUUGUUUUUCACUGUAAUAUGUUUUCCAUCGUCAGCCGUUUCUCACCACCGUUUUAAUUAAGUUUUACUUUCCCACCAACAAUUUCCUGGGAAUAGCAGGAUUUCUGAUAAGGAGGCUGAGGAAAACGACGCUGCCCUACCUUCCCAAAAGUCUUAUCAGGUGCUGUGAUGAAGGGGAGCCGGAUUCACAGAGGAGUUGAGCUGUGCCACAUUCCCCCUGAUGAGUUCAUCUGGUUCUGUUACUUCUCUACCCAGCCUUAGUAACUUUGCUGCAGAUUCUGCUUGGUGUCUCACUGGAUUCUUCCAAUCUACAGCCUGAGCGCAGGCGAAUUCACCAGAGCCCUGCUUCAUUAUGUGUUUGGUUUCAAACUGACUGUGAAGAAGUGUACUGGGCCCCUGGGAGCCGUAUACCAACCACUGACUCACACUUUGCUUGCUCUCUCAUUUUUCCACACGUUGGGUUUGGAUGGCAUCAGCACACUCUGCUGACGUCUAAAGAAAUGCUGCUGGAUCAUUUAGAUGCGCUGAAUCCAAAACUCACACUGGUUUUACCCAAUCAGGUCAACUUUCUGAGGAGUCGCAACAUUGGUGUGGAUGCUAACCUCCAGCAAAGGAAGGACAAAAGACUGGUAAAGAAAUCUACUGCGGUGGCGGGUCGUUCUCUGAGAGGUGAAGACGUCGGCAGGCCGGAGGGGUCGGCCGGGUCGCCGCUGCUGUCAGCGAUGGCGUUUUCCCUCCUUGCUCUCUUCUUCCUCAUCAGCUCUGUCUCCAGCCUACCUCAGCCUGUGGCAAGAGUUUUCCUGUCCUUUGGAGAUCUGAAGGGAUCGCAGUCGUUUGAACACUUCAGUAUAUCUGACAAGGCCAUGGACUACAGGAUCCUGCACAUGGAUGAGGACCAGGACAGGAUGUAUGUGGGCUGCAAGGACCAUGUUCUCUCCAUGGACCUCAACAACAUCACCCAUGGCACACUUAAGUUGUUUUGGCCUGCAUCUACGAGCAAAAUACAAGAAUGUCAAAUGGCAGGAAAGGACUCUACACACGGCUGUGGGAAUUUUGUCCGUGUGGUGCAGCCUUACAACAGAACUCAUCUGUUUAUGUGUGGCAGUGGAGCCUACAGCCCCGUCUGUGUGUACAUCAACAGAGGCCGAAGACCAGAGGAACAAGUGUUUUAUGUCGACUCGGAGAUGGAAUCAGGAAAAGGGAGGUGCUCCUUCAAUCCUCAAGUCAACACUGUCUCCGUCAUGAUCAAUCAGGAGCUGUUCUCAGGCAUGUACAUCGACUUUAUGGGGACAGAUGCUGCCAUCUUCAGGAGCCUGACCAGGAGAAAUGCAGUGCGAACAGAUCAGCAUAACUCCAAGUGGCUCAGUGAACCAGUUUUCAUUGACGCCCAGCUCAUUCCAGACGGAACUGACCCAAACGAUGCCAAGUUGUAUUUUUUCUUCCGCGAGAGGUUAACAGAUAACGAGGGGAACACUAAAAACAUCCACACCAUGGUGGCCAGAGUGUGUCCUAAUGACACCGGAGGGCAGCGCAGCCUCGUCAACAAGUGGACCACCUUCCUGAAAGCCAGGAUGGUGUGUUCGGUUCUGGAGGACGACGGCACCGAAACGCACUUUGAUGAACUGGAGAGCGUGUUUUUGCUGGAGACGGAUCAGCCCAAAGGCUUGCUGGUGUUUGGAGUCUUCACUUCCACAAGCUCCGUCUUCAAAGGGUCAGCAGUGUGUGCAUACAACAUGGCGGACAUCCUGACCGUGUUCAACGGGCCGUUCGCUCACAGAGACGGACCCAACUUCCAGUGGGUGGCUUUCCAGGGCCGCAUUCCCUACCCGAGGCCCGGGACAUGUCCCGGCGGAGCCUUCACUCCCGACAUUCACACCACGAAGGAAUUCCCAGAUGAUGUGGUGAACUUUGUCCGGAACCAUCCGGUCAUGUUCAACGCCAUCUACCCGGUGGGACGGAGACCCCUGGUGGUCCGCACCGGCGCCAGCUACAGGUACACGGCUGUGGCGGUGGACCAGGUCAUGGCUGCAGACGGGAACUACCAGGUGCUUUUCCUGGGAACAGACAAAGGGACGAUCCAGAAGGUGAUCGUUCUGCCUAGCAACCGGUCCCUGCAUGGCGAUCUGGUCCUGGAGGAGCUGGAAGUGUUUAAGAAUCAAGCUCCUGUCACAAACUUGAGAAUCUCGUCCAAAAAACAACAGCUCUACAUCAGCUCUGAGUUCGGGGUCUCGCAGGUCUCCCUGCACCGUUGCCAUGCCUACGGCUCGGCUUGUGCAGACUGCUGCCUCGCCAGGGACCCCUACUGCGCCUGGGACGGGCUGAGCUGCUCGCGCUUCUACCCCACCGGGAAAAGGAGAAGCAGGAGGCAGGACAUAAUGCACGGAAACCCACUCACUCAGUGUAGAGGAUUCAACUUAAAAGCGUACAGGAACGCCGCAGAGAUGGUGCAGUAUGGCGUGAAAAACAACACCACCUUCCUGGAGUGCGUUCCAAAGUCUCCUCAGGUGUCCAUUCGCUGGAUCAUUCAGAGGGACAACGACAGGAGGAAAGAGGUGAAGCUGAACGAUCGGAUCCUCUCCACUGAGCACGGCCUCCUGAUCCGCUCCGUCCAGCAGUCCGACCGCGGCCUGUACUACUGCCUGACCACCGAGAACGGCUUCAAGCGCACCGUCGCCAAGAUCCGCCUGCAUGUGCUGAGUGACGCCAUGGUGAGCGUUCUGGCGGACAAGCAGCAGGCGCCCUGGGCCUGGGCCCGCGCCGCGCACCCCAAAGCCCUGCUGGCUGCCUUCAGCCCCGCUGAGAAUCUGGCCGUUCAGCAGUACUGCAAAGAGAGGAAGGACUUCCAGAAGCUUCAGCAGAGGCAGCAGCAGCAGCAGCAGCAGCAGCAGCAGCAGCCACCCGGGCCCCUCAGGGGGGACCUGGCCAAACUGAGGCCCCUAUUGGACCGGAGGAAGAGCCGCAACAGACGCAAUCACCUCCCUGAGGUGUGACGCAUGGCAGCUAGCAGCAGCAGAAACUGCCACACACACCUCCUCUGCCCUUCAAAGCGACUCCAGACCCGCUGCAGACGUUAAAAUACAACCAGAAGGUUGUAUUUAAAGAGAUUUAAUCCCACAAAAUCCAGUUUUCUCACAUGAGGUAAUGCGACCAGAUGGCUGUGAUCUUUCAGCCACGGGUUUUUGUUUUGCUUUGAUCGUCACAACACGAUAGGAAGCGGACGUGCUGCGACUUCCUCUGAUAAACUCUGCGCUCAGAGGAUAACUCACCUUAAAUACAGCGGCUUAAAUACGUUUAAUGGACCUUUAUCUAUUGCUGUUGUAAUUGAAAAAGGUUCAGAAGAGACAUGAAUGCAUUUUCAGAUAGAAAUAUCCAAGUACGAGAUCACACUUUGUGUUCAUUUCUCUGUUCCUGAGUCGACAAACAUAGUUAUUAUAACAGGUGCAUCAUAAAUAUCUACAGCCUCUUCUUAGGCUUUUUCUCUCCUGGUAAAAAUCUAUAAAAAUUCCUCAUUUAUUGUAGGAAAAUAAACACGCUGAAAAGCUGAAGCAAAACCCGUUCACUCUAUUAAGGUUUCCAGGGUUUCUGGAAGAGAAACUAGCCCACAGCAUUACAGAUCCUCCACUGUACUGAACUGGAGGUAUCAGGUUCUCCCCCACACAAUAACCAUUCAGGGUCAGUUUAGUUUUCAUCCCACUAACAUUUCUAUUCCUUUAUAUUUAAACUCUGCUCUACUGUGGAUCACUUAAAGGUUUAAAAGGUACUUUGGAGAGUGUGACAUAGCUUAACAGCGUAGAAUAGCAUAACACAAAUAAAAAUAUUAUGUAAAGAGGCCUUAAGGAACAAAACACAAAAACCAAUUAGGAAAUCUGUCUCACCAAAAACAACAAAUGUAUAAUCUGUGCUAUAAAUCAAAUCUUUUAAUUUUUAUUAUUAGUUUUGCAAAAUCUUCUGGUGUAUUUUUUUGUGUUUUGUGCCUCCUGGCUGCACAGCAACUUUAAAGGAGGUCCGCUCUGUUAUGAAGCUGCAUAUCUCUUCAUUUCUUCCAUAUUUCUGUCUUAAAGAAAUGUUCAUCUGUAAUCUGACGGUCUGUUGAUCUGUGUCUGGGUUCCUUUUAAAAAACAAACUGAUGUUUCAGUGAACAGCUUGGAGGUGAAGGAGUCAAGGCCGUGUCGCUCAGCACACUUUUUCACUCUUCAGUAAUGUGGAAAUACCUUUUUCAGACAUAGUGAGGUAGUCUGAGUUAGACAUUUUGCAUUUGUGAAUAGUUUUUUUUUUUCCAACCUAUAGAUGGUGUAGAUAGAAAAUAUGGCUUUUGUACAAAGUAUUUUAUGUUUCUUUAGUGUUUUAAAUUAAUAUUCUUGCCAAGUUUGGUCAAAAUUGUUUGUUUUUUGUACAUAACUUUGGUGUUAUUUACCAGCUAUGACCGCAUCUGUGAUUUCAAAAGAUUUUAAAGCAGCAUGCAUGUUCCCUCAGUCAGUCUCUGCUUUACAUGUCAGACUUUUCAUUUCAACUCUGCGUAAUUUUAUUGUCAUAAAUUCUAUGUAUUUGUAUUUAUUAAUGUCGUAGCCUGAAUAAAUCUGUUCAAGUGAAGCUCAG